Molecule: messenger RNA, 1068 nt
Organism: Trichosporon asahii var. asahii CBS 2479
Lineage: Eukaryota; Fungi; Basidiomycota; Tremellomycetes; Trichosporonales; Trichosporonaceae
Exons: 3
Coding region: 1-1068 (355 amino acids)
Molecular function (GO): zinc ion binding
Source: RefSeq, a predicted model, not a curated record
AUGACGACAACGACGGAGGAGGAGGACAUUCGUGACUUGUUCAACAUCAUCUAUGCGGGGGAGGACUGGGACGACGAGGAGGCGCCGGCGAAGGACACAGAGCUGCUGUCUCGGGCCGUAUUGGACAACCUCCUGCAGCCUCCGCAACUGAAGUAUUACACGCCGCGCUCGCGCUCUCCAACUGUGAUCCCGUCUACCGUGCCAAUACCGCCUUCAACGACGGGGUACGCGCCGUUCUCGCCGCUUCCCUUGUUAAAGCGGUUACAGACGUACGGCCAUGUGUACGUGCCAAACCCGUUGUCAGCUCAAGCUCUUGCAUUAGCUGGCUGGGUUGCAUCCGGUGGUGCCUUCAAGUGCGAAACGUGUGAUAAGGUGUGGGGCCUCGGGCAACUCGACACGAUCAAGAAAGAGGCGGUCAGGCGGGAUGUUCUGUUGAAGUUGUCACGAAACCUGCGAAGCUACCACGCUUCAUCGUGCGGGUGGCGAUAUGUUUCGACGCCGGAGGAGACGGUGCGCGAAGUUCGCAGCUUGCUGAACCCCACGCUAUCGAGCUCGCUCGCGCCGUUACGCCAGGCGCUGCAGGCACGCGUGCUGAGCAACCCGACUCUAGAUGCCGUGCGCUGGGCUAGCCCGCUCUUGCCGGAGGAGUUGGACAAUCUCGCGCGCAAUCUCGACAAAUACGCGCAACUCCAUCUCCAAUUCCCGGACCAGGAAAACGAACCUGCCGCACCGGGUGACAAGGAGCAGUUCGCGUCAGCACUUGCGUUCUUCGGUUGGUACCCCUUCGACUCCUCGGACCCGGAUGCGAGCUGCGUGCAACCCGGCGGCGUUGGUGGGAGAACUGAGAUCGUCCGCUGCAGACAGUGUCUGCGCCGUAUUGGGCUCUGGAAGCAUGUCCAGGACGACAAGGCCAUGGACGUCCUUGAGAGCCACCUCGCUUGGUGUCCGAUCCGCGGUGAUUGGUAUAACGGCAGCCCUCUGCUUCAGCCGCCGGGUGCAGAGGAACCGAAGCGUAUCCUUGACGAGAUUAGCAUCAGCGAGCGGCCAAAGAAGAAAUGGCGCCGGUGA